Molecule: messenger RNA, 3878 nt
Organism: Cicer arietinum (chickpea)
Lineage: Eukaryota; Viridiplantae; Streptophyta; Magnoliopsida; Fabales; Fabaceae
Product: squamosa promoter-binding-like protein 1
Cellular component (GO): nucleus
Molecular function (GO): protein binding; DNA binding
Source: RefSeq, a predicted model, not a curated record
CUAUUUUUUAAGUAGUGUGCCAUAAGUCCAUAACAGAGUAUACUAUCAUCACACCGUUUUUUCUGCCGAAACGAAAAAUUAAAAUAACAUUUGAAAUCGUAAUUCGUCAUCAUCGUCAACAAUAAUCAACAAUAACGCCGUUUCUGUCCACAUAACCUGUUGGCCAUUUCCGUGCCGCACUUUCCGACGUUCACUCGCCGCCGAUCUGCUUUGCUUCUAACCUUACCUCUGUGACGUACACCUCGCUCAGAUUGUUUCUCAGUACUUUGAGUUCAGUUAGGUUUCUGUUACAGAGUAGUUGACUUGGAAAAUUGGAAGAAUUGGUGAUUUAGUUACUUCUACUUGAUUAUGUGGAUUUCCCUUAAUUGGAACCAUGGUUGCGUGCGCGUGCUCUUUCUUGACUGUUGGGGAUGAAUUGAAGCUUAUUGAAUUAGAUUUGUAUUGUUAAUUUUGUACUUUCAACUAAACUGAGGGUUAAUUAUUUGUAUUGAGGAGUAAUAAUUAGAUUAAGAUUGAUUUGAGAGUUCUUAAUUGUGAACUGUGAUCAUGGAAGCUAGAUUGGGUGAUGAAGCUUAUCAUUUUUAUGGUGUUGGUGGUUCAUCUGAUUUGAGUGGUAUGAGGAGAAGGUCUGGAGAAUGGAAUUUGAAUGAUUGGAGAUGGGAUGGUGAUUUGUUCAUAGCUAACCGUGUGAAUCCGGUGUCAGCGGAUGUUCUGGGAGUGGGACAACAAUUUUUCCCUCUCGGGUCUGGGAUCCACCCGGUGGCUGGGGUUUCCUCCAACGCUUCUUCUUCGUGCUCCGAGGAAGGAGAUCUUGAGAAUCCCAAAAGGAGCAACGAAGGGGAGAGGAAAAGGAGAGUUAUUGUUUUGGAAGAUGAUGGUUUGAAUGAGGAAGCAGGUGGCCUUAGUUUAAAGCUUGCCGGACAUGCUUCACCGGUGGUGGAAAGGGAGAUUGCAAACUGGGAUGGUAUGAAUGGAAAAAAGAGCAGAGUAGCUGGAGGUGCUUCAAAUCGAGCUGUUUGUCAGGUUGAAGAUUGUGGCGCAGAUCUGAGCCGAGCUAAGGAUUAUCACAGACGUCAUAAAGUUUGUGAAAUGCAUUCUAAGGCCAGUAGGGCACUUGUGGGAAAUGCAAUGCAGAGGUUUUGUCAACAGUGUAGUAGGUUUCACAUACUUCAAGAGUUCGAUGAAGGAAAGAGAAGCUGUCGAAGGCGCUUGGCUGGCCAUAAUAAAAGGAGACGGAAAACAAAUAAUGAAGCUGUUCCUAAUGGAAAUUCAAUAAAUGAUGAUCAAACUAGUAGUUAUCUGUUGAUAAGUUUAUUGAAGAUACUUUCAAAUAUGCAUUCUGACAGAUCAGAUCAGAAUACAGAUCAGGAUUUACUAACUCAUCUUGUAAGGAGUCUUGCUAGUCAGAAUGAUGAACAAGGGAGCAAGAACUUGUCAAACCUUUUGCGGGAACAAGAUAAUUUGUUGAGAGAAGGGGGUUCUUCUAGGAAAUCAGAGAUGGUGUCAGCUUUAUUUUCCAACAGUUCUCAAGGCUCUCCAACUGUUAUAAGACAACAUCAAACUGUAUCCACGAAUGAAAUGCAACACGAAAUGAUGCAUACACAUGAUAUUAUGGCCUCUGAUCAUCACAUCCUGUCUUCAAUAAAACCCAGCAUUUCAAACAGUCCUCCAGCUUACUCAGAAGCCAGAGAUAGUAGUGCACAAAUAAAGACAAAUAAUUUUGAUUUGAAUGACAUAUAUAUUGACUCAGAUGAUGGCACGGAAGAUCUAGAAAGAUUGCCUGUUUCUACAAAUCUUGGCACUAGCUCUGCUGAUUACCCAUGGAUACGACUAGAUUCUCAUCAGUCAAGUCCACCUCAAACAAGUGGAAAUUCGGAUUCUGCAUCUGCCCAGUCUCCUUCUAGUUCUAGUGGAGAAGCUCAGAGUCGCACAGACAGAAUUGUUUUUAAACUCUUUGGUAAAGAGCCAAAUGAUUUUCCUCUUGUACUUAGAGCACAGAUUCUUGAUUGGUUAUCCCACAGUCCUACUGAUAUCGAGAGCUACAUACGGCCCGGUUGUAUUGUUUUGACUAUUUAUCUGCGUCAGACUGAGGCUGUGUGGGAGGAACUUUGCUGUGAUCUGAGUUCCAGUUUGAGUAAGCUGCUGGAUGUCUCAGAUGAUGUGUUUUGGAGAACUGGAUGGGUUCACAUCAGGGUGCAGCAUCAAAUGGCAUUCAUUUUCAAUGGUAAAGUUGUCAUAGAUACAUCACUACCUUUUAGAAGUAACAAUUAUAGCAAGAUUUGGACUGUAAGUCCAAUUGCUGUACCAGCAUCAAAGAGAGCUCAAUUUUCUGUUAAAGGUGUCAACCUGAUGCGCCCUGCCACAAGGUUAAUGUGUGCUUUCGAAGGAAAAUAUCUAGUCUGUGAAGAUGCUCGUGAGUCAACGGAUCAAUACUCCAAGGAUCUUGACGAACUUCAGUGCAUCCAAUUUUCAUGUUCUGUCCCUGUGGCAAAUGGAAGAGGAUUUAUUGAGAUUGAGGACCAGGGUUUGAGUAGCAGUUUCUUUCCUUUCAUAGUGGCAGAGGAGGAUGUUUGCUCAGAGAUCCGUGUGCUUGAGCCUCUACUGGAAUUAAGUGAAACUGAUCGAAAUAUUGAAGGGACUGGAAAAAUUAAAGCCCACAGUCAAGCUAUGGAUUUCAUUCAUGAAAUGGGCUGGCUUCUUCACAGAAGCCAAUUAAAAUAUAGGAUGGUUCACUUGAACACUGGUGUAGAUCUCUUUCCAUUAGAACGGUUCACGUGGCUUAUGGAGUUUUCCAUGGACCAUGAUUGGUGUGCAGUGGUGAAAAAGCUGUUGAACCUACUGCUUGAUGAAACUGUGAACAAAGGAGAUCACCCUAAUCUGCAUCAAGCACUUUCAGAUAUGGGCCUCCUUCACAGAGCUGUAAGGAGAAAUAGCAAGCAGUUAGUGGAGCUGCUUUUAAGAUAUGUUCCUGAAAGUACAUCUGAUAAACUAAAACCCACAGGCAAGGCACUGGUUGAUGGAGAGAAUCAUUGCUUCUUGUUUAGACCUGAUGCUGUUGGUCCUGCUGGUUUGACACCACUCCAUAUAGCAGCAGGGAAAGAUGGUUCCGAGGAUGUACUGGAUGCUCUGAUUAAUGAUCCUUGCAUGGUGGGAAUUGAGGCAUGGAAGAAUGCUCGUGACAGCACAGGCUCCACACCCGAGGAUUAUGCACGAUUGCGCGGCCAUUAUACUUACAUUCACUUGGUGCAGAAAAACCUUAACAAGAGACAAGGAGCAGCUCAUGUGGUGGUUGAGAUUCCCAGAAAUCCGGCUGAGAGUUAUACAAACCCAAAGCAAAAUGAGUCGUUCACUAGCUUUGAGAUUGGAAAAGCUGAAGUAAGACGUGGCCAAGGCCACUGUAAACUUUGUGAUUCUAAAAUUUCUUGUAGAACUGCAGUGGGAAGGUCUAUGGUAUACAGACCUGCAAUGCUCUCUAUGGUGGCCAUAGCAGCAGUAUGUGUUUGUGUGGCACUUCUGUUUAAAAGUUCACCUGAAGUUCUAUACAUGUUCCGACCCUUCAGAUGGGAAUCGUUGGAUUUUGGAACAAGCUAAGGUUCACUGGCUUGCAACUAAUAAAACAUGAUAGGUCAUGUAUGGAUGCGUUCAUAGACUGAAUGACUGAGAUUUAGGAUUUGUUCUUUGUAAUGUGGCUAAAUUAUGCAUAUAUUAUUUACAUAUUUGUUAUCCUUUUAUGGACAUACUUGUACACUGUAUGUGAAAACCGCUUUUGUUAAACCUCAAUUUGUUAGGAUCCUUGUAAUUUAAGUGUAAUAUUUGAAUGGAAUCUUCCGUGGAAUACUUGAAAUGGAGAAUGUAAUGGUUAAUGAUGACAACAACAA